CGAGGCUGAAGUUGGCUUCCUAUUCUCCAGCUUCUCGUUCGAGAACAGAAGGCCAACUUCAGGCCCGUUGAGCAGCCCUGGACUUCACUCAGCGAACGUGAGAAGCUAAAGCUAAACUAGAGCGUGAACUGAAACCGCACCCCGCUGUAGCGCUUCAGCACAUUCGCCACUGGUUUUCAGCAGAGCAGUCUGAGCGCGCGGACUGUGAGACAGGCAGGCAGGCAGGCAGGCGCACACACAAAUAUACGGCUGUCUCACUUCACUUCAGCAUGGGACCAUGGAUCUGAAGUCCGAGUUGCUGAAGUCCAUCUGGUACGCGUUCACCUCGCUGGACGUCGAGCGCAGCGGGAAGGUGUCGAAGUCUCAGCUGAAGGUGCUCUCCCACAAUCUGUACACAGCUCUGAACAUCCCCCAUGAUCCUGUGGCCUUGGAACAACACUUCCAGGACAAUGACAAUGGGCCGGUGUCCAGCAACGGCUAUAUGCCUUACCUCAACCAGUACAUUCUGGCAAAGGCCACCGAGGGUACAUUCAACAAGGAGACGUUUGAUGACUUGUGCUGGAUGAUGACUGCUAAGAAGAACUUGAAGCCCACUGUCUCACAGGGGUUGUGUUCACAAAGAGACUGCUUCAAACUCUUCUGCCUGUUUAAUCUGCUGUCUGAGGACCGUUACCCACUUGUCAUCAUCCAGCCUGAGCUGGAGUACCUGUUGAAGAAGAUCUCCACUGCAAUGGGCCAGGAGUGGGAUAGUAAGCUGCUUGAGGUCCUGCUGGCCCAGGAGCCCUCUCUGCAGGACGGCCUAUCUGUAUGGGUGUUCCUGGAGCAGCUGAGCGCAGGACACCUCAUGCAAGUGGAUAGUAAGGAGGCCUUCAGCCUGGCCCUGGAUGAAGUCUUCAUGGAGAUGUACCACAACGUACUGAAAAAGGGUUACAUGCAGAAAAAGGGGCAUGUACGUAGGAACUGGCAGGAACGCUGGUUCGUUUUGAAGCCUGGCAUCAUUGUCUACUAUGUCAGUGAGGAUCAGAAAGAGAAGAAAGGCGAGGUGCAGCUAGAUGGGAGCUGUGUGGUGGAGACCAUCCCUGAUAAGGAAGGGAGGCGCUGUUUGUUCUGUGUGAGGACUCCUGGCAGGACUUACGAGAUGAGUGCUUCAGACCAGAAACUGAGACACGAGUGGAUUCAAGCUGUUCAGACAGGAAUCCGGCUGAAGGCAGAAGGGAAAAGCUCACUACACUAUGAGCUGAAGCUGCGCAGGCGAGAGACGCGAGAGCACAGCCAGAGCAUCAGCCAGAGCGGCCCGAGCAGACAGAACAGCCAGGGCAGCAGCCAGACUGUCCAGAGCAGACCGAGUAGCCAGAGUGAGCCCCCUGCUGAGGUGCAGCAGCCUAGCUCUGGGACACACCAUGGGGAGCAAGAGAGCAAGGAGCCAGAUGUAGAGAUCAUAGACAUCAUCCAACAACACCUGGAAAAGGAGGCACAGCGCAAAGAGGAGGAGGCGCAGGAAAAAGAGAAGCAGAAAAAGAAACAGCAAGAGCUGGAGAGACAGCUGGAGGAGGCUAACACAGCCAGGGAGAGCAUGGUGGCUGAACUAGCUAAAAUGGAAAAGGAGGUACAGCAGCAGAAGAAGAGGAUCCAGGAGCUGGAGCUCACUCAGCAGAAACUGGAGGAGGCCCUCAACAUGCAGAUUCAGGCCCGAUUGGAAGAGGAGAAAGUUCGACAUGAGCUUGAGAGCCAGCUGGAGGAGGAGCAGAAAAAGCUGACUGAGUUGCUGCUCCUUCAGAAACAACUGGAGACUCCUGCUCCUGCAGAGAAGAACCAGAAGGAGCUGCUGGAACCAUUAAAGGACGAGGAGCACAACCCCCUACCUAUCUCCUUAUUUUCAUCUUCCUCCUCUUCCUCUAUGCCUGUUCAAUCCUGCAAACCCCAGCCAACUUCCCACCCAGCCCCUCCACCAAUAGAAACAGCAGAGACCCACCGGUACAACCUGGAGAAAAUAUCAGACAGCCAUUCUAAUGCUCAGUAUAUGAGACAGUGGAAUGUCCAACUGAACCGCCUUAUGAAGCCCAUCACACCAGCAGAUAAGAUUGAGCGUAUGCCAGUGAAGACCAGCUGCCCCAAACACGGCCAGGCACUCACCAGCACAGAGUUCAUAAACAAAUACCAAACAACCAUCGCUCAGGAAACAGAGUUCUCCGACAGCCAGUCACCAAACAAAAACGAGGAGGCAGGCCCCCAGGAGCCAACCACUGCCUCUGAGGUGGAGGAACCCCAGAUGAGGACGAGUUGAAGAGAACAAAGUUUUAACAUAGUGAUUCAAAGAUGCCCAAGUUACACAGUGCUGUGACAAAAUAUUUGCCCUUUUCCAAUUUCUUCUGUUUUUGCAGAUUAUCACACUUGCAUGUUUCAGAUUACUUUUUCAGAUCAGACUUGCCUCAGUUAAGAUCAGUGUACACAAUUCCACAAUAAGAAAGACACUGGGAAAAAAUGGCAUCUGAAAUUGAGCGAGGGGCAAAUACUUUUUCAUAGCACUGUAUGAAAUCAUAGUGAUUUUUUCUGUUCUUUGUUGCAAACUUGCCAUGUCCUACAAAAGAAUGGAAUACAGUUAAUAAUGAAAUACAUAAAUUACCACCUUAUUGCACUUAACGAAGCAUUUAGUAUGGCCUGAUCCUUUUCUUUGCUAUUGUUCAAAAAUGUCAUACACACUGCAUAUUUCUUGUUUCAGUAUUUACCAGCUACACCAGCUAUUGUUUCCCUUUAUAGCUCUACAGGACAAAAUGAUACAGCCAACUCCAUCAGACUGUGAAUUCUAUAUAGAGCCAAUCUUCAAAGGGCUGAGAUCUUUUCUCUUUGAAUUAAAUUGGCUUGCUCCGUUCCUCUGGUAUUGGUUAGUAGUACUUGUUGUUUGUGAUUCUCUGAAUGUCCAGUAGAUGGGGUGCUUGUUCUGGGAUUUGUUGUGAUGUGACCUGAAAAUACCUCUUAGUGUAAAUGUUCUAACUAAUCCUUUGCACAUUCAAAGCUUUUGUGCUUCUUUGCAUUCUUUUUUUCUCAUCUGGCUUUACACUUGAGUUAAAGGGGAAAUCCACCAAAUGUUCAAAAUUCCUGCAUGAUUAAAUGGUUAAUAUGUACGCAAAGUCAUUCAGAGUGGUUUGAUAUGAAAUGCUUCCUUUUAGAGAAACUAGAGAAAGUCAGAAUUGUUCACGGUGGUGUUGAUAGGAACCAGACAUCCCGGCUGGUUUGUAUUGUUUGUAUUGUAAACAUCACAACUCCUGGUUCAUAUCACCACCACUGUAAAGAAAUCUGUAGGUUUCUCUACAGUGAACCAUUUUACAUCAAACCACUCUGAAUGACUUUAUUUUCAUCUCAGUGGUUAAAUUGUAAGCAGUGAAUUUACCCUUUAAGUCAAUAACACAUUACAGAACGAGUUAUUUUUCUCCAGUUACUUGUUUCCUUAAAAAUAUCGGCUAGUGAAACAACAUAAGCUGCCCAGGUACUGUAGACUGUAAGAAUAAUUAUUAAACAGUGAAAGCUUUGUCAACGUCUUCUUUGUGCUGCUGAUAAUGUUUUGCCCAACAAGUGCCAAAUCAAACCCUUCCAGAAACGGGGAUGCCCCUCUUUAGUGCUAAAAAGUGAAAAUAAUGGUGCUGUCUAUAUUUGGCUCUGUGGAGGCUGGCGAGUAAGUGGGGCUCAGUUUGUGGCUGGGAGACAUCACUGUGGAGAAGAUGAAUGAUGUCUUUCUCUGUUGGUUUUGGGUAGUAAUCAAUAGGCUGCCUGUAAAUGAUCUUUGAGAAAUAGCCAUGGCUGUGAUUUUUCCAAAACGGGAUCUUUUCCGUUCUGGGUUGGAAUAUUUCUAUCUAUAUGCGUACAGACUGAGUGGCAUUGUAGAAAAUCUACAGACAUUCAGUGGCGCUUGGAAUCUCCCCAACAUUUGCCUAGUCUUGUUAUAUAUGUUAUUUUUAACCACUGAUAGCUCGCUUUUUUCUCAUGUGCCUGGAAACUGUAAGGACACUGUGGAAGAUGUAUUACCCUAACUCAGCAUUAGCACCAGCCUUCACCACACAACCACUCUGUGGCUUUGUAGCUCAAACUUACAAUCUUGGAAACACCAUGUGCCAGUUGCAAUCCAGUUUAGUGCUUUGAGCUAAAGAGACAAGCUUUGUUUUCACCUCACUGUGUCCAGGAGGACCAAAGUAUCUGUCUUGUGGUGGGUAUAUUCAGUAUGGGAACAGUGGUAUUCUGUGCUUUAAUGCUGUGCUGUUCUGUAAUUAGUGUCAGCAUGCUGUGCAGUGAGUGUAAUAUUGCUGUGUCAUAAACCAUGAGUCAGCAGUUAGCAGAUUUUAAAGGGUGAAUGUCAUGGAAAAAAGUGUUUUCCUUUCUUUUUUUUAAAUAAAAAAGCUUGAUGUGCAGUACA
Colossoma macropomum (tambaqui) is the source of this 4405-nucleotide messenger RNA. It is a transcript of the gene def6c, whose product is annotated as DEF6 guanine nucleotide exchange factor c. Lineage: Eukaryota; Metazoa; Chordata; Actinopteri; Characiformes; Serrasalmidae. The record is from RefSeq and is a predicted model, not a curated record. Gene Ontology annotation, cellular component: nucleus; cytoplasm. The transcript is spliced from 12 exons. Bases 278 to 2284 code for a protein of 668 amino acids.